Molecule: messenger RNA, 1964 nt
Organism: Polypterus senegalus (gray bichir)
Lineage: Eukaryota; Metazoa; Chordata; Cladistia; Polypteriformes; Polypteridae
Product: alpha-N-acetylgalactosaminide alpha-2,6-sialyltransferase 1-like
Exons: 9
Coding region: 25-1398 (457 amino acids)
Molecular function (GO): sialyltransferase activity
Source: RefSeq, a predicted model, not a curated record
UUAGCCACUUCACGAUUGGCCAAGAUGUUUCGCGUUAGAGCUCUGUAUUUUUCGCUUUUGGGAUUUAUUUCGAUUUUUCUUGGUUUCGCCUACUUUUCAAAAGAUUUGACAUUUUGGAAAUUUGACAGCCGAACCUCAGUGAUUUCAGGUAUACGGUCUUUUGAGAAAAAACAAAUGAUAUGCGUGGAAGUAGAUGAAGAAGUGUUCUAUAAAAAUAUUGGGAUUUUUCUAAAAUCCAGCGAUGAUCAACAGAAACAACCGCCGAGGUCAGAACCCCAAGGCAACAAACCGACAACACAGAAAGUGGUGGUGACUACCCGUCCUGACGUUCAGAACGGUAAAAAUCAAAAGAGAACUCCUGUCAGCAAUCACAUGACAACAAGAAAGCCUUACGGUGUAAAGGACUUCACUCUCUAUCCUGUGUGGCCCGAUGAAGAGGAGUAUCAUCGUGACCCUGUGGUGGAAAAUUGGAACUGCCCAGUAAAUCUAAGGAAGUCGGAGGUCAGUUGGUUUAAGGAAGCCUUCAUCCCCAAUGUCGGAUUCUUCAUGCACAAAGAACAUUUCAAUGAGAAGGAGUGGAGGAGGCUGGAAAAGUUUAAUCCUCCAUACGGAUGGAUGGGGGCCGACUACAAAGAUGUAAAGGAAGCUGUGGAAGUGAUGCCUAGCUUAACUGAACAGAAGCUCUUGCUGACUCCUACAAGCAAGGAUGGCUGCAUCCGCUGUGCCGCAGUGGGCAAUGGCGGAAUCCUCAAUGGGUCUCGGAAGGGGCAAGAAAUCGAUUCUCACGAUUACGUCUUCAGGGUGAAUGGUGCAAUAAUCAAAGGCUUUGAGACAGAUGUUGGUUCAAAAACUUCAUUUUACGUCCAUACGGCACACACGAUGACAGCCUCACUCUACGUCUAUAAGAAGGAUGGCUUUACCAAAGUGCCAGUGGAUAAGGACACAAAGUUUAUUCUGCUCCCAGAAGGCCGUCGGGAUUACGAGUGGAUGAAAGCCCUCUACCAGAAUACGACGGUUUCUAAAGGGUACUUUCACAGAAAACGGCCAGCCACAUACUUUGGUGAUCACUUCACAAUGGACAAGUACUUUGUUAUUCAUCCUGAUUUCAGCAGAUAUUUGAAGAACAGAUUCUUUAAGUCUAAAACUCUGAAAGGCAAAAGCUGGGCCAUCUACCGACCAACGACAGGUGCAUUUGGCUUGAUGUUGGCACUUCACAUGUGUGAUGUGGUCAACGCUUACGGGUACAUCACAGAGAACUACAAGAACUAUUCCGACCAUUAUUAUGAUAAAGAGUACAAAAAGACCAUCUUCUAUUCGAAUCACGACUAUGGGCUAGAGAUCAAGUUGUGGAAGAUGUUUCACGAUGCAAAAAUUUUCAACCUCUACCACAAGAGCUGAAGACAAGCGAAGAGAGGAAUGUGCCUUUUCCUUUGUCAAAAGGAGGGAAACAAAUGAAAAGAGGACUCCAUGAUGCCCUCGAUUUAGGUGUACCCACUGCAGCCUUGCAUUUCUUCACUUUUCCCAACUUCAUUCAUCUAUUUUAAGAGCUUUGUUCUGUUUGAAUAUUUAGACUAAAGUUUGCAUUACAGUUGAUAUCGGCCGUAAUUAAGGAUGAACUCAUCACGCAGGACACGUGGAUCUUCAUUUCCAAAUAUCAGAGUUCUACAGCCCAAACCAGAAAGCCAUAACUGUAUCUCUGUAACUCUCUAACUCUAUAACUCUAUCUCAUGUCAAGGCUGUGGGUAUAUAAUUCAAAAUAUCGCACAUUGGUAAAUUGUGUAAGCCGCCACAUGAGCCCUCUGCCGCCCAUUUAGUGGUGACCUCUGUGUCAGGACUCUCCAACGUCACCGUGAUGCUGCCAACGCUGGACAUUCUGAAUCGACAUGACUGUAGUGAAUAAGGGUUCAUGCUAAACUGAGUGAAAGAUUUCAUUUUUUGAGUUUUUAUUAAAUUUACAAACCUUU